Molecule: messenger RNA, 686 nt
Organism: Durusdinium trenchii
Lineage: Eukaryota; Dinophyceae; Suessiales; Symbiodiniaceae
Source: the annotation of a GenBank genome assembly
UGGUGUUUGUAACUUCCGUUGAAAGAGCAAAGACCUUUCGGACGCCAUGGUUCGAACUGGUGACAAACAAGGUCCAAAACGAACGAUUCGCAACGGCACUCGUGUUUUGGUGCGAGACUUGCCAGAGAAGACACUUGGACAUGCACGGCGGAAGGUGUUCAAUCAGUGUGAAUGUCAUGUUUGAUGUUGUUGAAGUCUCAAGCCCAUUCCCAAGGGUCCGCAAGACAUCCCUGCAGUCAGCUUUCGGAGAUUUCGGCAAUGUAGUACGCAUUGAGCUGAUGCCAGAGCAGCGAACAGCGUAUAUUGAGUAUGAGGAGCCCUGUGAUGCUGAAGACGCUGCACGAGAAAUGGAUGGAAAGAUGGUGGAAAAGUCCAAGGUUCGAACGAAGCUCAUGGAUGAUCGGCCCAGAGCGGCCAUGGACCAUGCAAUUCGAGUUCAAGAAGCGUGUUUGGCUCACCUCGAGUCUCGUGCCGCUGAACAUCAACAACGGUUUUUUGGUGACGGGCCAACGAAUUCACGAGGCCUUCAUCGGAGUCGCAGCCGCCAGCGGUAGUGUGAAACACCAGGCGCUAUGGCAGACCAAGAUGGUCAGGAGUUGGCCCUACGCAUGAUCCAGGCUGCAAAAGAAAUCAGUGUGGCUGCCAGAGUUGCUGCAGAUGCUUUGAUGAAGAGAGGGUUUUGCCAA